This is a messenger RNA of Hibiscus syriacus, 1798 nucleotides long. Its product is annotated as L-ascorbate oxidase-like. NCBI's taxonomy places the organism in Eukaryota, Viridiplantae, Streptophyta, Magnoliopsida, Malvales, Malvaceae. The transcript has 5 exons. The record is from RefSeq and is a predicted model, not a curated record. Gene Ontology annotation, molecular function: oxidoreductase activity; copper ion binding. Gene Ontology annotation, cellular component: extracellular region. The coding region runs from base 1 to 1770 and encodes 589 amino acids.
AUGUCCAACUUUGAUUCCCAUUUUUCUUUACAGCUUCCUCAACCAUACUCAUAUAUAGGAGGAGUCAUUUUCUCUCGAACAGUAAUUAUAGCUUUGUUAAAUAGUUCCGGUGUCGAGGGUAGAAUUCGUCGGUAUAAAUGGGAAGUGAAGAACGAAUACAAGGCCCCUGAUUGCUUCAGGAAACUGGUUUUAACCAUCAAUGGUCAAACUCCAGGUCCUACGAUCAGGGUCCGGCAAAAUGACACAGUCAUUGUUCAAGUCACCAACAAUUUGUUUACGGAGAAUCUCGCUAUUCACUGGCAUGGAAUUCGACAGAUUGGAACGCCUUGGUUUGAUGGGACUGAAGGAGUAACACAGUGUCCAGUUUUGCCUGGAACCACUUUCACUUAUCAGUUUGUCGUUGACAGACCCGGAACAUACUUGUAUCAUGCACAUUAUGGGAUGCAAAGAGAAGCUGGGUUAUAUGGAUCGAUCAUUGUGGGACUUCCUGAAGGAGAAGCUGAACCUUUUACGUAUGACUAUGAUAGGAACAUCAUCCUCAAUGAUUGGUACCAUAACACCACAACUGACCAAGCUGUCGGCUUGGCUUCGGUUCCGUUCCAAUGGAUCGGAGAGCCUCAGUCACUUUUGAUCCAUGGGAGAGGAAGGUUCAACUGUUCUGGUUUACCUGUUCCAAGUUCAGACCCUGGCCUGUGCAAUGCCUCGUAUUCAGACUGCUCCCCUUAUAGAAUAAUAGUGGUGCCUGGAAAAACAUAUCGAUUGAGAAUCUCCAGUUUGACUUCUUUGUCAGCUCUCAGCUUCCAAAUUGAGGGCCAUAAUUUGACAGUUGUUGAAGCCGAUGGGCAUUUGGUGGAGCCAUUUGUUGUACAAAACUUGUUCAUAUACUCGGGGGAAACAUACUCAGUACUAGUAACAGCCGAUCAAGAUCCCACCAGAAAUUAUUGGAUUACAUCGAACAUUGUAAGUCGACUGGCACCCAACACUCCUCCGGGUCUGGGCGUUUUCGUUUACUAUCCAAAUCAUCUAAGGAGAUCUCCUCCAACAAUCCCUCCGGCAGCCCCUAUGUGGAACAACAGCCGCCCUCGGAUGGAGCAGAGUCAGGCCAUCAAAGCGCGCCAAGGCUAUAUCAUCACCCCUCCCGCAGUCUCCGACAGGGUCAUAGUUUUGCUCAACACACAAAACGAGAUUAACGGAAGAAGACGGUGGUCGGUGAACAAUGUCUCUAUCACGCAUCCCAAAACACCGUACUUGAUUGCACUCAAGGAAAAUCUAACCGACGCUUUCGAUCAAAACCCUCCCCCUAAUGGAUACGACGACGCCAACUAUAAUAUCUUCAUCGUGCAACCGAAUAAAAACGGUACGUCGAGCAAUGGAAUUUACAGGCUGGAUUUCAACACGACAGUGGAUCUUAUACUUCAGAAUGCAAACACUAUGAAUCGGAACAACAGCGAGACGCAUCCAUGGCAUCUGCAUGGGCAUGAUUUCUGGGUUUUGGGGUACGGGGAAGGGAAGUUUGAUAAGUUCAAUGAUCCGGGGAAGUACAAUUUGGUGAAUCCGAUAAUGAAGAACACGGUGCCGGUACAUCCUUACGGAUGGACGGCUUUGAGGUUUAGAGCAGAUAAUCCGGGGGCGUGGGCGUUCCAUUGCCACAUAGAAUCCCAUUUCUUCAUGGGAAUGGGUGUGGUGUUUGCGGAAGGGAUUGAGAAGGUGGGGAAGUUGCCGGCUUCCAUUAUGGGGUGUGGUCAAACUCAAGGUCUUUACAGGCCUUAACGUGGCGCCAUAAUCAUUCAAACUUUGA